Molecule: messenger RNA, 1598 nt
Organism: Stegostoma tigrinum
Lineage: Eukaryota; Metazoa; Chordata; Chondrichthyes; Orectolobiformes; Stegostomatidae
Product: EEF1A lysine methyltransferase 3-like
Exons: 4
Coding region: 508-1197 (229 amino acids)
Biological process (GO): peptidyl-lysine methylation
Cellular component (GO): cytoplasm; cytosol
Molecular function (GO): protein-lysine N-methyltransferase activity
Source: RefSeq, a predicted model, not a curated record
AUCAAAAAAAAGUUUUAAAAAACCAACAAACUUACAUACGCAUCCGCAAUUAGCAGAUAGCUGGAUGACUGAGGUUAGGCGCUCAUGAUCGGUGACGUGUGACCGGCAGCCAGGUUGAUCAAUCAGAAACGGAACUGUCCACGUGCGGUAUCUUGAAUGGACCAAUCAGACGUGUGUGUCAAGGGCGGACCAUACCCGAGAUGCCGGUGUCGAUAACAAAGUGUGGAGCUGGAUGACAACAGCAGGCCAGGCAGCAUCCCCCUUUUCUGAUGAAGGGUCCAGGCCCGAAACGUCAGCUUUUGUGCACCUGAGAUGCUGCUGGGCCUGCUGUGUUCAUCCAGCUCCACACUUUGUUAUGUCGGACCAUACCUGGUUUUAAUUGAAAACACGAGCGCUCUUAACAUCAAUAAAACACAACUUGGAACAAAUUCAUCCUGCAAUUGGUGUGGAGGCAAGGGAGACUGAAAAGUAUUCGUUACUCAGGGAAAGAUCAUUCCGCUAGGGAGAAUGAUGCAAACCCAGGUGGAAGAGUAUUUGUCCUGUUUUCUCCCCAAUGAUGAUGGUCUUUUUUCAGAAUAUUACACAGAGGAGAGCAGUUACAAGUUUUGUGGGCAUGUUUUAAAGAUCACCCAAAACUUCAGCGCCAGUCUGGGAGUUGCUGCUUUAGUGUGGGAUGCUGGUCUGGCUCUUUGUCAAUACUUUGAGGACCAGAAGAUGAGUUUCUGUGGGAGGAAGGUGAUUGAACUGGGUGCAGGCACUGGAAUUGUGGGGAUUCUUGCUGUUCUCUUGGGUGGCGAUGUAACCAUCACGGACCUACCACAAGCUUUGAAACAAAUAGAGAACAAUGUCUUGGCCAACAUCCCCUCUUCCUGUGCUCAUCGCUGCCAGGUCUGUGCCCUAUCCUGGGGCAAUAACCAUAGUCACUUUCCCACUGACUAUGAUUUUGUUCUGGGCUCUGACAUUGUGUAUCUCCCUGAAACCUACGCUUCACUCAUCCAUACUCUGCAGCACCUUAGUGCACAGAGGGCCACCAUUUAUCUCUCUUCCAAAGUGCGGAGGGAGCAUGCAACUGUCUUUUUCUAUGAAGAGAUCCUGCCUCAGCAUUUUCAGUGCCAACUUCUUUACAGGAAUGAAGAGAAAAAUAUUAAUCUGUACAAAAUAACCAAAAAAGAACUGAGUGUCAGACAGCAGCAAUGACCAAGAGAAAUCUAUCAUUUUAAUAUGACAGUCAAGAUGAGGCAGACCUUCUGUGGGUGACCCAUGUAGUACUUGUUUUGAAGAAUUUUCUGUCUUGUGAUAAGAAUAUUUCUAAUUUUCUUUUUGACUUCCUUGAAAAUCUGUUUAGUUCUUGAAGUUGGUAGCAUAUCCUAGGAUGCAGUUCAAUGUAUUUCACUGAUAAUCUGUUUCAUUGACAACUUAGCUAAAUGGCUACUUUUCACAUCAGCUGCAAGAGUUUAAUGGGCCAUUUUACCGUUUAGGACACGACAACCAAGGCCCAUGCUGUUCGACCAUCUAUGGCUUGUUGUUUCUCCAUCUCCAACCCCAUCCUUGGUCCAAGGGGACUGAAAUCACUGGGAAGAGUUGCUGGUGCCUCUUUG